AUGACCCUCCGCCGACUCAGGAAGCUGCAGCAAAAAGAGGAGGCGGCGGCCGCCCCGGACCCCACCUCCCGGGCUCCCGAUUCGGAAGUCGCUCCCUCCGCUCCGGCCCCGACCCCGGCCUCGGGCUCCCCCGCUGCAGCCGCCACCCCUGGGCCCCCAGGGGACGAGCUGUACGCGGCGCUGGAAGACUAUCACCCUGCCGAGCUGUAUCGCGCGCUUGCCGUGUCCGGGGGCACCCUGCCCCGCCGAAAGGGCUCAGGAUUCCGCUGUAAGAAUCUCAGCCAGAGUCCUGAACAGCAGCGGAAAGUGCUGACUUUGGAGAAGGAGGAUAACCAGACCUUUGGCUUUGAGAUCCAGACUUAUGGCCUUCACCACCGGGAGGAGCAGCGUGUGGAGAUGGUGACCUUUGUCUGCCGAGUUCACGAAUCCAGCCCUGCCCAACUGGCCGGGCUCACACCAGGGGAUACCAUCGCCAGUGUCAACGGCUUGAAUGUGGAAGGCAUCCGGCAUCGAGAGAUUGUUGACAUCAUUAAGGCAUCUGGCAACAUUCUCAGACUGGAAACUCUGUAUGGGACAUCAAUUCGGAAGGCAGAACUGGAGGCUCGUCUGCAGUACCUGAAGCAAACCCUUUAUGAGAAGUGGGGCGAGUACAGGUCCCUGAUGGUGCAGGAGCAGAGGCUGGUGCAUGGCCUCGUGGUGAAAGACCCGAGCAUCUACGACACGCUGGAGUCGGUGCGCUCCUGCCUCUACGGUGCCGGCCUGCUCCCGGGCUCGCUGCCCUUCGGGCCUCUGCUGGCCGCGCCCGGGGGUCCCCGCGGAGGCGUCCGCGCCGACGACGCCGUCUACCACACGUGCUUCUUCCGGGGCGCCGAGCCGCCCGCGGGCGCGCUGUGGACUGAGGCCCGCGAGCAGGCCCUGUGCGGCCCGGGCCUGCGCAAAACCAAGUACCGCAGCUUCCGCCGGCGGCUGCUCAAGUUCAUCCCCGGACUCAACCGCUCCCUGGAGGAGGAGGAGAGCCAGCUGUAGGGGCGGGGCGGGCCGGGACGUAUUUAUUUAUUUAUUCCUAACAGCCAGUGCAAAAAGGGGGGCGGUGCCGGGCCGAUGGGACCCCAGGAGCCCAGAGCAGCGGGAGAGGGGCUUUGCUAGCUAGCCCCCGCCAGCCUGGUCGGCCGGGCCAGUGGGGAGCCCAGACCCUUCUCUCCUCCUCUCCUACACCACAGUGGGGGCAGGGGGAGAACCAGGCAAUCGGUGUUGGGAAAGGUUUGGGGGCUAAAGAUGGGGCGUGCUAUCCUACAGUCUGGGUCAGUAGUGCCUUGUGGGUGUACAGGAAAACUCCCCACUGGGGGGUGAGAGACCCUGUCCCACGAAGCCCUCUCCUCAGCUUUACUUGCUCCCCCAGCCUCAGCCUUGGGGAGAAAUGGCCCAUGGUCGUUCCCCCACCUACACACACACACUUCCAGUGAAACACACACACACACACACACACACACACACACACACACACACUCUUCCAGUGAACCAGUGGGCCCUCAAGGGGGCAUAAGGUGCUGGUCCCCCUCCCUCUGGCCUUGACCCCUAAGGGCUUGGCCCCUCCAAGGGGCCUGUAACAAGCGGGGUCCUGCAGGGCAGGGGUCCUGGGUUCUGUGCCCCUUGGGGGACAAGAACAGGCAUGUUCAGGGGGGGUGGGGGCAGCACAGACUGCUCCACCGUUUUGCAUAGUGUUGCUUCUGAACCACAAGCUGUAUAAAGUUGAGGUUUUUUGCAUC
Molecule: messenger RNA, 1766 nt
Organism: Galeopterus variegatus (Sunda flying lemur)
Lineage: Eukaryota; Metazoa; Chordata; Mammalia; Dermoptera; Cynocephalidae
Gene: TAMALIN
Product: GRP1 (general receptor for phosphoinositides 1)-associated scaffold protein
Exons: 9
Coding region: 1-1026 (341 amino acids)
Biological process (GO): signal transduction
Cellular component (GO): plasma membrane
Molecular function (GO): protein binding
Source: RefSeq, a predicted model, not a curated record